This is a messenger RNA of Nelumbo nucifera (sacred lotus), 3360 nucleotides long. Its product is annotated as Biotin/lipoate A/B protein ligase family. NCBI's taxonomy places the organism in Eukaryota, Viridiplantae, Streptophyta, Magnoliopsida, Proteales, Nelumbonaceae. The record is from RefSeq and is a predicted model, not a curated record. Gene Ontology annotation, biological process: protein modification process.
CCCAUUCCAAGGGAUUCCCAUUCCGAUUCCGAUCACAAACCAAACGGACCCUGAGAUUCUUUUCAACUUCGUGUUGUUCGUUGUUGAAUCUUCUCAACUCAGGGAACCGAGACUCUUAUCAACUUUGUUGUUUGUUGGAGAGAUCCCAAAAUCCAAUUCGUUGGAGAUUUACCAGGGACGUUUAUGGUUGCCUCUAUUGUUCGAAGGACUUUCAAUGGAUUCUUCAGCUGAUAGUAAGUUGAUCUGACUGAACCCUACUGCUCAAUGAGUACUAUAUCUCAAGCUAGAAGCAUUGGCCUUCCACUGAUGAAUAUUGUAAGAUUUAAAGGCGCACCCAUUCUACAUCAACUAUACUUGGAGGAACAGCUUCUUCGGACCUCCUCAGAGAAUUGGUGUGUCAUCAAUGAUGGAACAAAUAUUCCCACCAUUGUCAUGGGGAUUUCAGGGAAACCCUCUGAGCUUCUUGAAGUUAGAUCUGUGCUGCAAGAUCAGGUUCCUGUUGUAAGAAGGUUUAGCGGUGGAGGUACCGUCAUUGUUGAUCAUGGGACACUAUUUGUCACUUUCAUCUGUAAUAAAAAUGCUGUUCCUGGUGUACAGCCAUAUCCUCAGCCAAUCAUGUCCUGGAGUAGCACAUUAUAUAAUGAAGUGUUUCAAGGGAUUGGUCACUUCCACCUACGUGAAAAUGAUUAUGUGUUCGGUAACCGCAAGUUUGGUGGCAAUGCCCAAUCUAUUACAAAAAACAGGUGGGUCCACCAUACCUCCUUUUUAUGGGAUUAUGAGGCAAGAAACAUGGCCUACUUGAAACUACCUAUGCGGACUCCAAAGUAUCGAUUGGUGUCACUUUGGUUUGAUUUGACCCGGAUGGUCAGACUGUUUGGCUCGGGAACCGUUCAGACAAUUGGUUUCAUUUUAUCCUAAAUCCGGUUUCUAGUAAAAAAUCGUUGAAUCGAUCAAUGAACUGUGACCUGGGAAGUUGUCGUUGACCCAUUCAAUAGUUUUUGGCCACUUUUAAAAUUUAAUUAUUUUUUAAAUUUAUUUUGCUAGAAUGGGCUGUCCGUUUAGACUAAAUGAUUGAACCGUCAACUCAAACCGAUGGCCAGAACAGUUUCAAUUCUGAAUCGUUUUUUAAAACAUUGCUCAAAAUGACAUUACAUAUUCCUCUUGCCAUCCUUUGUUGAUAGGCCGAAUUUGAACCCAUCCUUACAUCAUGGAACAAGAUAAACCUGUCUUUUUAGGCAACUAUCAUAUUGGAAAGACAUGGUAUCAGAAAAUCUUAUGACCCCAAUCGAUAUCAUUAAAGUGGUAAUGAGUGGUAUUCAUCAAAGUUUACCUCGGGAGGUAUUGAUUGGUCAAAUAUCAUACCUUUUCAGCAUAUAGAUGCACCCAUAUUAUAUUAUAUGGAUAAUACUAAUAAAAGCAGAGGUACAAUCAGUAUUGCAUAGACUCUCCUGAAUGGAUGACUUGUCCAUAUUGGACAGGCAUCGAGUCUUGACACUCCACGAUUUUCUUUGGACCCUGUUACAUAUCAUUUUUUUUUUUUUAAUAUCUCAUGGCAACAUAAAUGAACAGCUAAUUUAUGAGAUGAAUGCCACUUUUUCCCAUGGAUUUCAAAAUCGGACUGGACCAGAAAAAUUGGCAAUUCAUUCAGACUGAACAGUCGGACCAUUUGACCUAGGAAUUGACCCUAGAACGGUUCCUUUUUUGGGUGGUUGAACCUUCAAACCGUUGAUCUAGAUAAUGGUUUUUUACUAUUUUUUAAUUUUUUUCUGUAAGAACAGGCCAUUCAUUCAGACUGGACAGUCAGACCGUUUGACCCAGGAACCGGACCCAGAACGGUUCUCUGUCCGAUCUGAUUUUAAAAACCUUGUUUUUUCCUAUCAAAUGCACCAAGUAACAAAGUCAAUACUUUUUGUAGGUGUAAAUGUUAGAAUUUGAAAAAUAUGAACUAUUUUUAUAGUAUAUACUUUUCAGUAGAUGUGUCCAUGGGUUAGACUCUAUCUCAACUCUCAUGUCUGUGCUCAUACAACACACUAGAUACAGGGAUGAUGUCAAUUGGAAGAUUGAAUAGUUUGAUCAAUUCAGAUGGUCUCUAAGCGGCCCACCAAGUAGGAAAGCUCCGACUUUACCUGAUUACAUACAUAGAUGUACAUAGAAUAAAUUUCAAAGUACUGCAACAUUUCAUUGAAUAUCAUAUGAUACAUAUCAGUUUUCAGGGUCACUGAAGAUUGAAUACUUAAAACUAUUUAAUAGCUUCAAAUGUUAAUAUUCAUCUUAACAUUUUUUUUGUGGUUAAGAAGUUAAGAAGAAAAUAAUGGAGUAUUAAAGUGAUUAAAUGCCCAGUACUCAAUUUUUGACUGUUGAGCAUCUGGAUAGUUUGACUAUUGAGCAUCUGCAUACUCUGAACCAUGGCUUGUACCAGACAUGUUUCAAACACAUUCACAUGUCUGAGACCAUAAAUGAAUAUGGGUGGACCAGAACAAGAGUCUAGUUUUGCAAGACUGAAAUCUUUCAUUCAACAAGUAAAUGUUUAGUUGCAAUAGGUCAAAUAAAGUGGUACCACGGUCUACAGCCAGUGUUGUGGACCCUUUUCAAAAAGUGUUUAGAAGGAAUGUUUUAUCUAAUUGAAUAGGGGUUAUAUAAUCCUGACUGUGGAGCCGCUUCCUUUUCUAUGAUUCUAUUCAUUCUUGAGGUGAAAGAAAUAAUCCAGUGGAUUUUGUUGAAGGAUCUAAAGCCCUGGCUUAGAUCCCAGUGUAUUCCAUCAUGUCCCAAUUACAAUAGUCGAGAAACCAUUACAUUCCAAGCAUUGAAAUUCUAAUUUUAUGUGUUCUGUCAAAUCGUUAUGUCUAUUUCUAAGUUUUAAAUCUAUAUACAGUUUGGGUUUUGUAUUCAUCAACUUGUACGCUCUGUUUUAACCAAAGAAAAAACCUGUACGUUCUUCUAUGAUUGGGGGGUUGGGAUACUGGCUCUAUUUGUUUUUAUUCAAUAGGGAGAAUCAAAUCAGAGCAUGGUGUCUCGAUAGUAAAUAUAUGUUCAAGUGGUAGUCGUCCAAUGCCAAUGGUACCUUCAUCCGGUUCUUGAUGAGUCAUCUGAUGGUCCCUUUUUCUUUUAUUUUUUGUUUGUCUCUGUGCACGUGUGGUGGUGCCCUUUUUCUUUUUAUCUUUUUUGGUGGGUUGGUCAUUGUGCAAUCUCUGGAGCUAAUUAAACCUACGCAAGCAUAUGUCCUUUCCGUCCAAGGCAUAGGCUAGCAGCUCAGCUCAGCACAUCACCGUAUUGCACAAGGCUUUUGAAAAUUGAAGUGUGAUGUUUUGAUACUAGCUUGUGGUUAACUUGCUAAUGUUAGGUUACCUACUACUUUCUGUU